CGGGGCGGGACCGAGAGGGCUUCUCCCGGUCUCUCUCUCUCUCUCUCUCUCUGUGGUCACAGUCACUCACAGGCUGGAAAGCGAGACCCAGACGCCGGCGAAGGAGAAGCCAUGGCCAGCGAGGCCCCGCCGCACGAGGCCGUGCAGACGGCGGAGACUCCGAGGCUUAUGAAACUAAAGGCAGCAUUUAUAACUAAAUAUGGUGCGCCGCCUUCAUUUUACAUACGGGCCCCUGGACGAGUCAAUUUAAUUGGUGAGCAUAUUGAUUACUGUGGAUAUGCUGUUCUUCCAAUGGCUUUAGAGCAAGAUAUCUUGGCAGCUGUUUCACCAACGCAAACAGAAAUUAUCCGGCUGGCAAACACUAACCCUGUGUACCUGGAUUAUAAUGUUCAUAUAAAAAAGAUCCAUAUUGACAGAACAAACCCUCAGUGGCAUUACUACUUUCUUUGUGGAUUUAAAGGAAUCCAGGAACACUUCAAUCUCAUCACCCCUUGUGGAAUGAACUGCAUGCUUGAUGGCACUAUCCCAGCCAGUUCAGGACUCUCCAGUUCCAGUGCAAUGGUUUGCUGUGCAGGUCUCAUCACUACCGUUGUCAAUCAGAAGGCCCUUUCCAAGGUGGAGCUGGCAGAGAUCUGUGCUAAAUGUGAACGUUACAUCGGGACCGAGGGAGGCGGUAUGGACCAAUCCAUCUCGUUCCUUGCGGAAAAGGGAACUGCCAAGUUAAUAGAAUUCAACCCACUCCGAGCCACUGAUGUGACACUUCCAAGUGGAGCCGUAUUUGUGAUUGCAAACAGUUGUGUAGAAAUGAAUAAAGCUGCAACAGCUCAUUUCAAUAUCCGAGUUGUGGAGUGUCGACUUGCAGCAAAGAUCCUUGCGAAGUCAAAAGGCCUUAAGUGGAAGAAGUUGAUAAAACUGCGAGAUGUGCAGACGGAGCUCGGACUGAGUCUGGAGGAGAUGCUGUCAGCUGUGGAGGAGGUGCUGCAUCCAGAACCCUACAGCAGCGAAGAAGUCUGUCAGUACCUCGGGAUUAAUCAAAAGGAGCUGGUGACCAGCAUUCUCAGCCAGAACACACAAGACGUGACCUCCUUCAAGCUGCACCAGCGAGCAAAGCACGUAUACAGUGAGGCCGCACGGGUUUUAAAGUUCAAGAACAUUUGCGAUCACACACCUGAGAACGCAGUACAACUGGUGGGCAAACUAAUGCAUCAAAGCCAUGUCAGCUGCAAAGAUCUGUACCAGUGCAGCUGUCCUGAACUUGAUCAGCUGGUGGACAUCUGUAUGCAAUCUGGUGCUAUUGGCUGCCGGCUAACUGGUGCAGGGUGGGGAGGCUGCACUGUGUCAAUGGUACCCACUGACAAGCUGGAACAUUUCCUGGCAAAGGUACAAGAAGCCUUUUACAAAACUGAUGCUCAAAGAGCAGCUCUGCAGAAACAAAACCUGUUUGCUACCCAACCUGGAGGAGGAGCCACAGUUUAUCACGAAGCCUAAAGAAUGUGCCCUUAUGAGAGAAGCAAGAUACGUGGGAACAAGGAAGUCUCUUUUCUUUCUGUUAUUUUUGACACAAAGCUAAUCUCUUUAUUGUUUGCUGCUUUGUAGUAUAGUUAUUGAGAUACAAUUGGUGAAACUCUUUGAAAAGAAGCUUACAUUUUUUGCAAGAAUGUAGAGGUGUUCAUAAUACGCUUUGUGUCCCUCAGUCUGAGGCCAGUGCUCAAAAAUAUCAUUGUUAUGAAGUAUCGCCAAAGUGUUAAAUUACCAGAUUUAUCAUUUUAAUCUAUCGUUAUCUUGCACAAGAGCACAUUUUGUAACCUUUUAUACAUGGUGUCAAAUGUUUCCAAAGAAUGCACAGCCCGCACGUCUUUCAAUACUUCCAGGUAUACCAUGUCAUUCAAACCAUGUUAAAUGGUAACUUACCUAUUUGCUUAAUACUUAGUCCUAGGUAAGUUAGUCCUCAGUUACAAAUCGAAUGAUAAAAGGUGCAGUUUAUUUGGAAUACAUUUAAGGAAAUGCCCCAAAUCAAAUCUUUCUUUGCUUUCUUGUGAUCAGAUUUGCAGUUCAACUACAAGGCUGCUGAAAUUUAAACCACACAAUUUUAUACUUGUUUUCGUGUUUGAAUUUUCAUCUCUUCGUCUCUCUCGUCCUCAUCCUUUUCUAUUCGUCACUGGAUACAGUUAGAUAGUCCUAAUGAAGAUCAAGAUGGUGUUGAAAAUAUUCAUGUUGAUGCAAAAUCGAUGUAACAUUUGCUUACAAUGUACCUUGAAGUCUAAAAUAUUUUACUAGAAGAUGCAAAGAUGUUUCUAACCAUGAAUGCAUUUCACAAUUGUUUCUAAGAAAGGAGCGAAAUCUUCAGCCUGCUGAUAAAACAUAGUGAUAGUGGUGAUGGGGGAGGGGGGCACGGGGCAGGGAAAAUGGAGAACAAUUGAUGAUGAUUGUCCAGAAAUAGAAAAUUAGCUAAUGUGGACAAAAUAUAAUCACUUUGACUUGUAAAUGUGAGGCUUCAUCUUACUCAAGGUGUGGUGUGGCAUGGGGGUGGGCGGGUGAUGUAAGUUUUAUCUGGUGCUCACAUCUUAUUCAUUAACCAAAAUAAAUUGCUGGAAAAUUAUGGUCGUAGACUAUGCCUCAUGUGCAAGCCUAGUGCAAAAUAUUCAGAUAAUUGUCUUUCAUUCCUUAACAUGCAAUUUGUAUUUUAUAAUAAUCAUUUUCAGGAUAAUCAUGGCAUUGGAAUCUGUUCACUGUAUUCAAAUUCCUAAAGUGCACAGCAGUAAUACAAACAAUGUCUAAUGAAGCUAAUUUUAAUUAUUUCUAAUUCACCCUAUUUUCUUAUGUAGCUAAUACUAUAUGUGCUCAAUAAAAAAUUUUUUGUGAAGCA
Molecule: messenger RNA, 2866 nt
Organism: Callorhinchus milii (elephant shark)
Lineage: Eukaryota; Metazoa; Chordata; Chondrichthyes; Chimaeriformes; Callorhinchidae
Gene: galk2
Product: galactokinase 2
Exons: 10
Coding region: 112-1488 (458 amino acids)
Biological process (GO): carbohydrate phosphorylation; galactose metabolic process
Cellular component (GO): cytosol; cytoplasm
Molecular function (GO): ATP binding; galactokinase activity
Source: RefSeq, a predicted model, not a curated record